UGCUCUCUCUCUUCUUCCCUUUACCUCUUUUUAUCUUUGCUUCCAUGCAUGGAUUUCUCCUCCUAAAUAUAGUGAACUUGUACUUGUGGAGAGAGAGAGAGAGAGAAACAAAGGGAUAAACAAAGAAAUAGUCACUCUCUCUCUCUCUUUCUUAGUAUUUCUUCUUUGGCUUUGCUCAUUGCCAUCAUUUACAACAAAGGCAAUUGCCCCACAAGCUCUCCCAAUUUGAUCUUUUUUUUUUUCCUUCUCUUGAAAAUUUCAACUGCACAAGAAGCUAAAUGAGCUAGUUGACAUUCACUUCCUAGGCCUCUGGUUUUGUUUGUCUCCCUCUUUUUUUCUACAUCUGGAUCUUUUUCUUGCUGCAGAGUUCUGUGAAAUCUGAGAAAGCUUCUUGUUCAAUCACCUCAGGAAGAUGAUCUGACACAAUUUACUCUUCAGAUUUGAACUUUCACCGUGUUUUUCUGAUCUGGGUCUCCGUCUCAUUGUCUUUUCACUGAGAGGGUCUUCUGUUUCAUUACCAUUUUAGCCAUUGUUUCCGGUUCUUUGAUCAGAUUUUGAAGUUUUCAAUUGCUUGUCCGAUCUGCUUCUCUUAUUUCUUCAAUUUCUGUGAUUCAAAUCCAUGGAAGAAGGCCAACAAUUCAAACAUGUAUGCAAGUUCUGCAGCAAGAGCUUCUCUUGUGGUAGAUCCUUGGGUGGUCACAUGAGGUCUCACAUGAUUAAUGACAUUUCAGCUCAAGCUGAUGGCUCUAAGCUCACCAAGAAAAAGCUUCCAUCUCUCCCCAGCAAUAAUGGAGCUAAUAACAAUACCAACAGCACUGAAACUGCUGGUUAUGGCCUUAGAGAAAAUCCAAAGAAGACAUGGAGACUUGCAGAUCAUUCAAGUGAAGAUACUUCACUCCUUGAAAAAUUCUGCAAAGAGUGUGGCAAAGUAUUCCAAUCUUGGAAAGCUUUGUUUGGCCAUAUGAAGUGUCAUUCACUAGAGAAAGAAAAAUUUUCCAACAAUAACAGUCUGGAAGAACAGCAAGAUUCUUGGACCAGUGGUAAUAACCAGAAGCUGGUCAUGGACAGCCAAUCUGACAACGAAAUUGCUGCUCCUAAUCGAAGAAAGAGAUCACAAAGAAGAAUUAGGUACAUGGGUGCUGCAAACUCUUCUUCUCUGUCUUUUGCUAAUAAUGCUUCCUCUUCUGUCUCUGAAAUUGAGCAAGAACAAGAAGAGGUUGCUAUGUGCUUGAUGAUGCUUUCUAGGGAUGUUGGUCAGUGGGGUGGCUUGAAUUCUGUUGCUGCUGAGUCCUCUGAUAACAAUGCUGCAUUUCUUGAAACUAAUUUGGUUAGUUCUAAAACUGAGGAUAAGCCUUCUGUUUGUACUGGUGCUGAGACUCUGAAAAUGAAAAAACUUGGUGAGAAGUUGGAGAUGGGCAAAUUGGAGGAUUAUGAUGAUCUCAAAGUUGAAAACAGAGGGUUUACCAAGAAUAAACCAAAGAAGUGUCAGCUAGAUGAUGAAUGUGAGACUGAAAAUUCUGGAGUUAAAUUGGGCAAGAAUUUGACCAAGGAAACUGGCUUGGAACAAUCUGAAAUGGUUCCCAGCAAGUGCAGUUCAAGCAAGAGAAAGUUAAGAGACUCUUUUGAUCCUGAAUUGAAGUCAGAUUACUUGAAGAAGCUGAGAACAAAUGCUUCAGAUUCUGAAGUAUGCAAGAACUCUGAUAGAAGCAGCAGAUUUGAGUGUACUACCUGCAACAAGGUGUUUCAUUCUUACCAAGCUUUAGGAGGCCAUAGAGCUAGCCACAAAAAGACUAAAGGCUGCUUUGCUUCAAGAAUUGACAGUAGUGAGAACAGCAUUGAAACUGAACUAUCUCCUGACUCAACAACAGAGAGUAAAAUCAUCAAAUCAAUCAAAAAUGAAAUUUCUUCUGAUCACUUGGCCAUAGAUUGUGACAGCAAAGCUGAGAUAAGUUAUGGGGCAAAGAAGAGUAAAGGACAUGAGUGCCCUAUUUGUCUCAAAGUGUUCCCAUCAGGACAAGCACUGGGUGGUCACAAGAGGUCUCACUUAGUGGGAGCCAAUGAGGCUAAAAACAACCAAACCAUUACAAUUCAAGAAGCAAUUCCACCCAUUAGAGACUUCCUUGAUCUUAAUCUUCCUGCUCCUGUUGAAGAAGAGAGCAAUGGCCUUGUGGGUUUUAAUCCAUGGUGGAUUGGAAGUGGCCACAAUCAUGAAUCCCUUGUAAGUUUGAUAUCUAACCAAGUUCUUUAAUCCAAAUCAUGCAUGGUUAAUUUUCAAUAAAAAGAAGAUUCAAGAGUGUACAGAUUCAUUCAUUCUUUCAAAGAUUUAGGCCUACUUCACAUUCCAAUCCCACACUUGUGCCUGGAUACUGCAAUACUGUAAUUGAAUUUCAAUUUUACUUAAAUCACAUUCAAAGUGUACUUGGGGAAGCAAAA
Molecule: messenger RNA, 2433 nt
Organism: Manihot esculenta (cassava)
Lineage: Eukaryota; Viridiplantae; Streptophyta; Magnoliopsida; Malpighiales; Euphorbiaceae
Product: zinc finger protein 84
Exons: 1
Coding region: 620-2248 (542 amino acids)
Source: RefSeq, a predicted model, not a curated record